AUGGCAGGCUAUAUCCAAAAUAUUCUCUGGAACUCGGUCGAAGGCUUCGUGGAAGCUGGAACGCGGUCGGCAGGCGAGUAUGCAGGAAACGCUUUGAUUAAAGCGGGUGACAUGAUUGAAAACUCUGGACGCGGUGUUGGAAACUCCAUCGAAAGAAAAGCAACAAACUACGGGUCCUCUCUCUCGGGACAAACGUACAAACCUUCGCCCAAAGCCCUCCCCUCUACCGCACGCAAGCCAGUCGUCAAGCGCUCAAACUCGCUUCCUGCAUCGAGCAGGCUCGUGAACGGCGGAACAAAGAGUGUGAGUUCGACACAACAGAUAGGUGGCAAGAAAUACCCUGGUACCAAUCAAGUCCACGGCAGCGCGAGCAAGAAGACAGGCGUUGCAGGAAGUGUAGGCCGCGCUAAAAGCACGACAUCAAGCAGUGUGACAAAUGGCGCAAAUACCGUUGUGGGAAGUGGACGAAAAGGCCUCAAUGGAGUAACAACAUCAACAUCAUCAGCACGCCAGAAAAGUCCAGGAUCGACUUCUGCCCUUCCUUCCAAGCCCUCCUAUCCAUCUGUCACCCCACUACCGAAACCCAGUAGGCCCUCCUUACCAAGCACGGGCGGACUCAAGACAGCAGUCAGGCCCGGAGCACCGAAACCUUUUGUACUACCGAUAGAGCAGCACAACAAAGGUACCGAUUCGACCCCGAAGUCCACGCCCAAGCCUUAUCCGGGCACGAAUACACUCCCAGGCCAGGCAAGUAAGACGCCAGUUACCGCAAAAAAGACGUCGAAGCCGUUGCCGAGAUUGGGUCCGCAGGUUGGGCCUGGGCAGAAGAUGCAGCAUAUUGCUAUUUGA
Messenger RNA from Plenodomus lingam JN3, 849 nucleotides. RefSeq lists its product as uncharacterized. NCBI's taxonomy places the organism in Eukaryota, Fungi, Ascomycota, Dothideomycetes, Pleosporales, Leptosphaeriaceae. The record is from RefSeq and is a predicted model, not a curated record.